UCUGCAUGAUAAGUCUUGAGCAGCUGAAGGGCUUAAACAAGCCUACCAAGUUUCUCCAUAUGUCCCAUGAUCUAAUUUAAGGAACAAGUAACUAAAAUGUUAAGCCAGUGCACAAUAAUCUGCUUACUUACUUUGAGAAAGCUCUCUUGAGCUGAAUAAUUCCAGCCAUUCCUCCUGCUGUCAACAGCACUGUUUCCCAAAUGUGGCUGGGAAGAGGUCUAGUGGCUCCUGUGGCUUCUGUGCUCUAGAGCCUGUGAGCCACAGCUACUGAGCCUACGUGCUACAACUACUGAAGCCCACGUGCCUAGAGCCCAUGCUCCGCAACAAGAGAAGGCACCGCAAUGAGAAGCCCGGGCACUGCAAUGAAGAGUGGCCCCCACUUGCUGCAACUAGAGAAAGCCCGUGCGCAGCAGCAAAGACCCAACACAGCCAAAAAUAAAUAAAUUUUUAAAAAAUUAAAAAAAAAAUUAAAAAAAAAGAAUGUUCAUAGUAACCCUGGUCACAAAAGCACACCCAAAUGCCCAUGAGAGUGGACAAAUAAAAUGGAAUAUUCACACAGUGGAACACUAUACAGGUGUCAAAACAAAUGAGCUACAAUAACACAUAACAAUAUGAAUGAUUCUUAGCAAAAAUAUAUUAAAUGAAAAGUUUAGUCCCAAAGAUUAGAUGUAGCAUGAUGCCCUUUAAAAAUAAAACUUUAUUCUUUUUUGUUGUUAUUUACAUACGAUAUAAUUUAUCAUUUUAAAUGUACCAUUUAAAUGAAUUUUGAUAAUUCAUUAUAGUAGUAUAGCCAUCAUCACCAUCAAAAUAUAGAAAAUAAUUCCAUCUUCUAAAAAGUUUCCUUGUGCUCCUUUGCACUUAAUCCCCUUCUCCCACUCCUGGUCCCAGGUAAUCACUAAUCUGCUUUCUGUCACUACAGUUUUGCCUGUUCUAGAAUUUCACAUUAUGGAAGAGAGAGUUGAUUUACAGCUGGAUUGCAAAGGCUGUGUCUUUAUCUGGAUGUCUGUUUUUUCACUCUUGGCCGGGAUAAGGAAACUGAGGCACAAGAGGUUAAAGUGAUUUACUGAAGGUUACACAGUAAGUGGCAAAGUUAGGAUUUGAACUCAGGGAGUCUGGUUCCUGAGCUUGGGCUUCUCAGGUCAGAAAACCCCUCUCUGUAGGUCUCUAAUAAUAACAACAACAAUAAUAUACUGAUUAACAUGCAUGGAUUGCUUUCUAUAGGCUAGUCCCAGUUCUGGCUGCAUUUCAUGUGUUAGCUCAUUUGGUUCUUACAAUAGUACUAGAGAAUUGGCCCGGGGGCGGGGGUACUAUUAUCCUCAUUUUACAGGUAAGGAAACUGGGGCACAGUCACACAACAAGGAUGGGUUACCAGACACUCCAGCUCCAGAGGCAAACUUUAAACCACUGUGCUAUCUGGCUUUCCCAAGGGCUAUUCAGCCUAAGGGCCCAGCCUCCAAGGCUUUUUGGAUUCAUGCCACAUGAUCUCUGCAUUUCCACCAAAGCAUGUCUUUUGUUUCUUGGUCUAUGCAUGUUUUUUCCUUCUCAACCAGACCUUGAGCUCCAUAAGGCCUGAUUGAAGAUCUGGUACCUCCUUCAGUUUCCCCAGCUCACAGCAAGGAUCUCACAGACUCCUCCUAACAAUCUUGCGAGGUGGGUAUUCAUCCUUUUACAGGAAAAGGCACGGAUUCAAAGAGGUAAAGACAGAACUGGAUGGACAGCAGUGUUUCAGCAGACAGAGUUUUCCAGCCACAGAGCCCUUUCCCACAUCCCAUCCCACAAAGCCUCACUUCCAGGGGCAGUAAUGGUAGUACUGCUUGAUGGUUAAGAGCAAUGGUUUAGUAUCGGACCUGAGUUUGAAUCCCCACUCAGCCACCUCUGUGACCCACAGAAGUUAUUUAACCCCUCUUGUCCUCAGUUACCUCAUCUGUAAAUGAGGAUAAUAAAAAUGCUUUCCUCAUAGGUCUGUUGGGAGGACAAAUGAAAUAAAGCACAUAAAGUCCUGUGAGAAAGGCCUAGAUGGGAGAAAUAUUAUGUGUAUAUAUAAUCCACCCACCCCACUAAUGAAGAGUGUCAGGUCCCCAGACAGAAGCAGUUUUUUCUGUUUCCUGAGUGUGAAAUCCAGGAGGGCCCAGGACUGGAAAUGAGUGACCCUGGGAAGGUCAGUCUGUGGGAGGUGGCUGAGCAAAAGGACAAGUGACGGGUAUUCUGGCCAUGAAGAAGAGUCCAGGGAGGGAGACACCGGGUCCCACGGUGGGGGAGGAGAGGGGGCAGCAGGUGGGCUCCCUGAGAGGAACAUCCUGUGCCCAUCUCUGCCUGGCACCCACCCCAAAGCCCCACGCAGGGGAGAGGUGGGUGCCCUGUGAUGCACCGCCCAAACCAAGGUUCUCCAAGGAAGAUGCUGCUAAACUGUUUGCGGGGAUUAAACAGGUCCGGGAGCUCAGCCUAUCGCUGCUCUCCGUCCUGUUACCCGCAGGGGCUCCGGCUGGACUGCAUCUUCCGGGAGUUGUGGCUCUCGGGUGCGCAGGGCAGAGGUCGGGCCGGACAGGGGCGCCGAACCGCUGCUACGCUCGAGCUUCCGAGGGCGCCCAAGGGAAUCGGGUGCUCCUUCCGCUCCGCCUGGUCCAGUGCGUGAGGACUUGCGGAGCAGUCCUAGCCGAGCUGCCGCGCUUGACCUUGUCGGUUGCGCUUUACCGGCCUCUGGCCGGCUGCCAGGCAACAGCGCACCGCCCCGCGUCUCUGCGGCUGCGGCACCGCCCCUCCCUCCCUCCAGCGCAGGCGGGCGCUGGAUCCCAGGUCGAUCCAGGCCGGGUUUUGCGGCGAAGUCCGCGCGUGCUGAUUCCUCUUCGGUUUCCCUCGGCAGCUGUCGGCGGCGGGAUACCAUGGUGCUGGAUGAACUGUGGAACGCGCUCUCCGGCCCCUCCGGGGCUACCCUGGCUUGCUGCUUGGUGGCGGCGGCCUUGGCCCUGCGCUGGUCCAGUCACCGGACGGCGCGGGGCGCGGCGGCCCGGGCACGACAGAAGCAGCAAGCGGCCCUGGAGACCAUGGACAAGGCGGCGCAGCGCUUCCGUCUCCAGAACCCUGACCUGGACUCAGAGGCACUGCUGGCCCUGCCUCUGCCUCAACUGGUACAGAAGCUACAGAGUGGGGAGCUGUCUCGGGAGGCCGUGCUCUUCACCUACUUGGGAAAGGCCUGGGAAGUGAACAAAGGGACUAACUGUGUGACUACCUACCUGGCAGACUGUGAGACUCAGCUGUGCCAGGUCCCAAGGCAGGGCCUGCUCUACGGCGUCCCAGUGAGCCUCAAGGAGUGCUUCAGCUACAAGGGCCAGGACUCGACACUGGGCUUGAGCCUGAACGAGGGGGCGCCAGCAGAGUGUGACAGCGUGGUGGUGCAGGUGCUGAAGCGGCAGGGGGCCUUGCCCUUCGUGUACACCAAUGUCCCCCAGUCCAUGUUCAGCUAUGACUGUUGUAACCCCCUCUUUGGCCAGACCGUGAACCCAUGGAAGUCUUCCAAGAGCCCAGGUGGCUCCUCAGGGGGUGAGGGGGCCCUCAUUGCGGCUGGGGGCUCCCUACUGGGCUUAGGCACCGACAUCGGAGGAAGCAUUCGCUUUCCCUCUGCCUUCUGUGGCAUCUGCGGCCUCAAACCCACAGGGAACCGCAUCAGCAAGAGUGGCCUGAAGGGCUGUGUCUAUGGACAGGUAGCAGUACAGCUCUCGGUCGGCCCCAUGGCCCGGGACGUGGAGAGCCUGGCGCUGUGCCUGCGAGCGCUGCUGUGUGAGGACAUGUUCCACCUGGACCCCUCCGUGCCCCCCCUGCCCUUCAGGGAGGAGGUCUACACAAGCUCUCAGCCCCUGCGUGUGGGGUAUUAUGAGACUGACAACUAUACCAUGCCCACCCCGGCCAUGACACGGGCCCUGCUGGAGACCAAGAAGAGACUCGAAGCUGCUGGCCACACGCUGGUUCCCUUCCUGCCAAGCAACAUACCCCAUGCUGUGGAGACCCUGUCGAUGGGUGGGCUGUUCAGUGACGGUGGCAAGAGCUUCCUACAGAACUUCAAAGGUGAUUUCGUGGACCCCUGCUUGGGAGACCUGAUCUCAACUCUGAGGAUGCCCAGCUGGCUUAAAGGACUGCUGGCUUUCAUGCUAAGGCCUCUGCUCCCAAGGUUGUCAGCCUUUCUCAACAGCAUCAAGUCUCGGUCAGCUGGAAAGCUCUGGGAACUGCACCACGAGAUUGAGGUGUACCGUCACUCUGUGAUUGCCCAGUGGAGAGCAGUGGAGCUGGAUGUGCUGCUCACCCCCAUGCUGGGCCCUGCUCUAGACUUGAAUGGCCCAGGCAAGGCCACAGGGGCCAUCAGCUACACUGUGCUCUACAACUGCCUGGACUUCCCUGCGGGGGUAGUGCCUGUCACCACGGUGACCGCUGAGGACGAGGCCCAGUUGGAGCAUUACAAGGGCUACUUUGGGGAUAUCUGGGACAAGGCGCUGCGGAAGAACGUGAAGAAGAGCGUGGGCCUGCCUGUGGCUGUGCAGUGCGUGGCUCUGCCGUGGCAGGAAGAGCUGUGUCUGCGGUUCAUGCGGGAGGUGGAGCGACUGAUGACCCCCGAGAGGCAGCCAUGCUGACUGCCGCCGCCUGGCCCUAGAGGACCUGAGACCACUGGAGCCACGCCCAGCGUAGUCAGGGCACAGCUGCCACCCUGGAGGAAGUGUUCAGCCUGGGGCAGAGGCUUCCAAGUCCCUCCCCCUCGCCCCUGCAAGAAGCCCAAACCCGCUGAGUCUGGACCUCGCUCCCUCCCCUGUUCCCCUCCCUGCCCUGACACCCCCAACGUGGCAGCCCGUGGGCAUGACAUGGGCAAAGGCCCGCUAACAGUCAAGAAUCGGUUCCUGGUCUGUCCUUUCUGGAAGUCAUCGUUAGGGCACUGGGGGUUGGAGACCCGACCUUCUAGAACCUGACUCCAGCCACGUCAGUCUCCUGCUCCAAAACCUCCUCUGGUUCCUGUCACUCGCAGGAUGGACACAAGCUUCUCAGGAUGGGCGAUGCGGCCCCAGCACUUCACACCCACCCCUCCCACCCCCCUUAGACUAAGCCCUACUUUGUUAGACAUUGUCUUUUCUCCUUGCCUUUGCUGGGAAUGCCCUUUCUGCUCCCCUACCAUUAAAUCCUCUGAGGCCCA
This is a messenger RNA of Lagenorhynchus albirostris (white-beaked dolphin), 5170 nucleotides long. It is a transcript of the gene FAAH, whose product is annotated as fatty acid amide hydrolase. The record is from RefSeq and is a predicted model, not a curated record. Lineage: Eukaryota; Metazoa; Chordata; Mammalia; Artiodactyla; Delphinidae. Gene Ontology annotation, biological process: fatty acid catabolic process. Gene Ontology annotation, molecular function: amidase activity; fatty acid amide hydrolase activity. The transcript is spliced from 16 exons. Bases 2880 to 4619 code for a protein of 579 amino acids.